AUGUUUCGAAGACCCGUAUUACAGGUGGUUCACGCAUGUGUGCGACACGAGUCGGAAAUAGCCAGCAACUUGGUUCUUGAAAGAUCUCUCAACCGUGUGCAGUUACUCGGCCGCGUGGGCCAGGACCCCGUCAUGAGACAAGUGGAAGGGAAAAACCCAGUCACCAUAUUUUCCCUCGCAACCAACGAGAUGUGGCGGUCUGGGGAGAGUGAAGUGUACCAAAUGGGCGAUGUCAGUCAAAAGACAACGUGGCACAGAAUAUCCGUGUUCAGGCCGGGCCUGCGGGACGUCGCCUAUCAGUAUGUGAAGAAAGGGUCUCGAAUAUAUGUUGAAGGAAAAGUUGACUACGGCGAAUACACAGACAAGAACAAUGUGCGGAGACAGGCCACGACCAUCAUAGCAGAUAACAUCAUAUUUCUGAGUGACCAGACCAAGGAGAAGGUCUAG
Molecule: messenger RNA, 447 nt
Organism: Elephantulus edwardii (Cape elephant shrew)
Lineage: Eukaryota; Metazoa; Chordata; Mammalia; Macroscelidea; Macroscelididae
Gene: SSBP1
Product: single-stranded DNA binding protein 1, mitochondrial
Exons: 6
Coding region: 1-447 (148 amino acids)
Biological process (GO): mitochondrial DNA replication; positive regulation of helicase activity
Cellular component (GO): mitochondrial nucleoid
Molecular function (GO): single-stranded DNA binding
Source: RefSeq, a predicted model, not a curated record